AUGACCCAACAGGGACCCGCAUUCGAUUCCAACUGCAUGACGCUGACGCGUUUCGUGCUGCAGGAGCAGAAAAAGUACAAGCAUGCCACCGGCGAUCUGUCCCAGCUCCUUAACUGCAUCCAAACCGCGAUCAAGGCCAUCAGUUCCGCCGUACGAAAGGCGGGCAUCGCGAAGCUACAAGGAAUCUCCGGUGAUACGAAUGUACAGGGCGAGCAAGUGAAAAAGUUGGACGUACUGUCGAAUGAAAUUUUCAUCAACAUGCUCAAAUCUUCGUACGCCACCUGUCUGUUGGUGUCGGAGGAGAAUGAUAAUGUAAUCGAAAUUGAGACGGACAAGCGUGGCAAGUAUGUCGUUUCGUUUGAUCCGCUCGACGGUUCCUCCAACAUCGACUGUCUGGUAUCGAUCGGUUCCAUUUUCGCCAUUACGAAGCAAGCGAAGGAAAAUACGGACCCCUCGAUAGAGGAUGCUCUGCAGCCGGGCAAUAAGAUUGUGGCCGCCGGUUACGCACUGUACGGUUCGGCUACGAUGAUUGUAAUCAGUUUGGGCAAUGGUGUGCACGGCUUCAUGUACGAUCCAUCGAUCGGCGAAUUUGUGCUGACCGAUUACAAUAUGCGCAUCCCGGAGCGAGGCAACAUUUACUCGAUCAACGAAGGGUACGCGUCUACCUGGGACGAAUCGGUGGUGAACUAUGUAAAGGAUAAGAAGGAUCCGGCCAAGGGCAAACCGUACGGUGCACGGUACGUGGGUAGUAUGGUGGCGGAUGUGCAUCGAACGAUCAAGUACGGUGGUAUCUUUAUCUAUCCGGCGACGGCUGCAGCGAAAAAUGGCAAGUUGCGCCUUCUGUACGAGUGCAACCCGAUGGCUUAUCUGGUAACGCAGGCCGGAGGUAAAGCGUAUGCGACCAAGGGUAAAGAAAUUUUGGAUGUUGUGCCCACGUCUAUCCAUCAGCGAUCACCGAUCUAUCUGGGUUCGAAACUAGAUGUGGAGGAAGCCAUCAGUUACAUCAAGUAG
Messenger RNA from Anopheles marshallii, 1011 nucleotides. RefSeq names its product fructose-1,6-bisphosphatase 1 (gene fbp). Gene Ontology annotation, molecular function: fructose 1,6-bisphosphate 1-phosphatase activity. The record is from RefSeq and is a predicted model, not a curated record. Bases 1 to 1011 code for a protein of 336 amino acids. Lineage: Eukaryota; Metazoa; Arthropoda; Insecta; Diptera; Culicidae. The transcript is spliced from 3 exons. Gene Ontology annotation, biological process: fructose 1,6-bisphosphate metabolic process; gluconeogenesis; fructose metabolic process. Gene Ontology annotation, cellular component: cytosol; cytoplasm.